UACAUCUAUUCUUUAAACUAGUCUUGAAAUCUCUUAAAGACAUAGAGAAAAUACAGUUGAAGUUGGCAGCUUCUGCCUGACUACUAGAGCUAUAAAACUAGAGAAAGUUCAUGCUAUUUUUGUUGCUUCAAGAUUAUAAAUCCCAAAUGGAGGGAAUGAUGAGAAAAGAAGAAGAAGAAGAAGAAAUCUUUUAUUCUCCUGAGAAAAUGGAAGAGAGAAAUGGGAUGCACACCGUUGAUGAGAAGGAGAAGAAAAGGCUUGGAUAUAUGAGAGGCAUUGUUGAAAAUCAAGAUCCAUCUUGCAAGGAAACGGAUGAUCUGACACUGAGACGGUUCCUUAUUGCGCGUGAUCUGGAUGUUGAGAAAGCUUCAGCCAUGUUCAUUAAAUACUUCAAGUGGAGGCGAACAUUCGUUCCAAAGGGUUUCAUUUCAACAUCGGAGGUCACAAAUCAACUAGCACCAAAGAAGGUGUGCAUCCAAGGAACAGAUAAGAGAGGAUGUCCCGUCUCAGUUUUGUUUGGCGCUAGACAUUUUCCCUGCAAAGGUGGCACGGACGAGCUGAAACGUUUUAUAGUGUUUGUUCUGGACAAACUAUGUUCAAGGAUCCCUGAUGGACAGGAAAAGUUGACAAUUAUUGCAGAUCUUCAAGGAUAUGGCUAUUCUAACAGCGACUUGCGUGGAUAUCUUGCAAUCUUUACCAUUUUACAGGAUUACUACCCAGAAAGACUUGGGAAAAUGUUAGUUAUCCACGUACCUUACAUUUUCAUGACACUGUGGAAGAUUAUUUACCCAUUCAUCGAUGAAAAUACCAGGAAGAAGAUCAUAUUUGUGGAAAACAAGAAGUUGCAGGCCACUCUAUUGGAAGAGAUAGAUGAAAGCCAGCUUCCAGAGAUUUAUGGAGGCAAAAUGCAGCUAGUUCCUAUUCAAGAUGCCUAGCUGAUGAUCCUGUCUCAAAGUAUUAAUAAAACCCGAGAAUUUAACUUACUGGAAUAAGAGAUGUAACAAUGCAGCUUCCUUUUCCAUGUCUGGAUACUAUGGAAAUGGGGUUGGUAUCACCUAGAUCUUGGGUUAGAAGGGUGAAAGUCGUACUAGUACACAUCAAUCAAAUGUUUGAUAAUUGUUUCUGUGAAA
This is a messenger RNA of Sesamum indicum (sesame), 1130 nucleotides long. RefSeq lists its product as uncharacterized. The record is from RefSeq and is a predicted model, not a curated record. Lineage: Eukaryota; Viridiplantae; Streptophyta; Magnoliopsida; Lamiales; Pedaliaceae.